AUGCCAACAAUGUCCUGGAAUCGCGUGGAGGGGUUUGAGGGAAAUGAGGCGCGCCUUGGGUCCCGAACAGCUUCUGAGGCGCAGCCGGUGCUCCCGGUGCUUACUGAUAAUGAGUAUCAAUACAGUGACUACUACCAACCAAACACCAGCUCCACCGACGAAGACUGGAACAUGUUUGACCUGCAGCCAAACAGCUUGAAUAAGAAGAAACGUCUCGGAGUUAUCCUGCCAGAUUCACGAUUUCGGAAGAUAUGGGUAAACGUACAGCUUUUCGUGGUGCUCUACAUCAUUUGGGUUACUCCCGUUCGCGUGGGCUUUAACAAGCCUGCGAGCGGCUUCUGGUUCUGGCUGGAGGGGUUGAUCGACCUCUUCUUCUACACUGACCUGGUCCUGAACUUCUUGACUGCAUACGAGCAUCCGGUGACCGGCGAGCUGAUUACUAACCAUCGAAAGAUUGCCGUGCGCUAUCUGAAAACCUGGUUUGUCAUCGACCUGCUGGCCACCUUUCCCUCCGACUACGUGGUGCGUGGUAUCGAGUUGGACCCUCGCGUCCGGCAUGGCACCUGGACUUGCAGCAUCAUGAACAAUUGCGACCUGGUGGUGCCUAGCGACUCGGCCGCCAGCCUAGUUGUAAUGCUCCGGUUGCUUAGAUUCUUCCGCAUCCUCUGGAUUUUCAAGAACUUUAACGUGCUGUCCAUCAGCACAGUGCUUGGUCGCCUGCAGGACGAGUUUUAUGCUGCUCGGUGGGUGCUGUCCAUAUUGGAGCUGCUCAUCGUGCUCGUCUACCUAGGACACUUGUCGGGCUGCUUCUUCUACCUGUUCUCCGGGCCACAAUGGUGGACAAACGAGGAGAAGUUGUUGAUUAACGGGGGCGAGCUAUCCACCUGGGUCUUUGACAAGAUGGGCGGGUACUAUACAGUAAUGAUGCCCACUGCCAGCGCGGCCCAGCCCGACCCCACUCAGCAGAACAGCCUCCAAGACCCCUCCAGCAGCCAGUGGUACACCUGCCCCGAGUACUUCACUCUCGUGCAGUGCCCCAAGUGCGAGUCGCUGCCGCUGCGUUGCAAGAGCGACUUUGGCUUCCCAUACAGGUACAUUACGGCCAUGUACUGGGCAUAUACCACCAUGACGACUGUAGGCUAUGGAGACAUCUACGGGACGACCAUCGCCGAGAAGGUGUGGUGCAUGAUUACCAUGGUCAUCGGCGGCUUCUUCUUGUCGUUCUGCUUUGGCCGGAUGGCAUCAAUUGUCAGUCGCCUGGACGCAGACAAGGUGGCGCGGGGUGAGCAGCUACACGAGCUCUCCGCGUUCAUGAAGGACGUGGAGCUGCCCAGGCCGCUGGCCCGCAAGGUGCUGGAGUAUAAUAAGAAGCAGAAGGUCCGCGCCUACGACCGGCAAGCGGUGCUGUCGAGGCUGCCGUUCGAGCUACGAGCCAAGAUCCUGCGCCACCUGUACUUGCCGACAGUGGCUAGAGUGCCGCUGCUGCAGUCCAUGGCUGAGGACGACGUCUUCCUCACCGACUUGUGCGUGCGGCUGCAGCCUACGCACUUUUCCGCAGACACGUUUGUGUACAUGCGCGGAGAGAACGGCGCGGACGUGUACAUCCUAUUACAGGGCGAGCUGCAGGUGCUCGCGGAGCCAAGCGCCCUGCUGUACAGCAUCCCGGAAGGCACCAUUUUCGGUGAGGGCUCCGUGCUGCGGCAGCUGUUCAACCAGGAAAGCGGCAAGGUGAAGCGGCGUGAGAACGUCUUUUGCAAGACCCCCUGUGACAUGCUGCGCAUCCCUGAGGAGGACAUCAAGGACCUGUGUGAACACUACCCGGAGCUUCUCAGGGGCCUUCGCAAGCUGGACGUGCUGCGGCAAGCUCGUACCCAGGAGCGGCUGGCCGCCAUCAAGGAGCAGCUGGAAAGUUCGCGACACAGCGCCGGAGCGACGGAGCGCGAGACCUCCUCGCUGCUGGCAGGAAAGCACCCUGGCUCCUUUAGCUCCAUGCCAGCCAACGGAAACAGCGCGGGCAGCGGCAGCGGGAUGGUGUCAGCGGCAGUCGCAGCGAGGGCGGGCGGCAACGUGGGGUCGGGGGCAGGGGCCGCGGCCGCCGCGGCUGGAGGCUUGAUGGCGCCACCGGCUGGGAAGGCCACGGACCCACUGCGGACGCAUGGAGGCCCACCUUCGUGA
This is a messenger RNA of Volvox carteri f. nagariensis, 2175 nucleotides long. RefSeq lists its product as uncharacterized. The record is from RefSeq and is a predicted model, not a curated record. Gene Ontology annotation, molecular function: monoatomic ion channel activity. Lineage: Eukaryota; Viridiplantae; Chlorophyta; Chlorophyceae; Chlamydomonadales; Volvocaceae. Gene Ontology annotation, cellular component: membrane. The transcript has 14 exons. Gene Ontology annotation, biological process: monoatomic ion transport; transmembrane transport. Bases 1 to 2175 code for a protein of 724 amino acids.